Molecule: messenger RNA, 883 nt
Organism: Paramormyrops kingsleyae
Lineage: Eukaryota; Metazoa; Chordata; Actinopteri; Osteoglossiformes; Mormyridae
Source: RefSeq, a predicted model, not a curated record
GAUUCCUUAGCAUUGUCCUAAGACAGCACCUGUAGUCUCCCCCAGUCUGUGCUUAGUGCAUGAUUAUUGGGUGGGGGGGGUUAGAAACCCCCCCCCAUAUCCUCCUGUAAUUUAUGCCCAUAAAUAAGCCUGUUAAUUUAGCACGCGCAGUAUUUUGGUGCGUUUUCCCGCCGGCAUCCGAAAUUUCCUGAGCUAUUUCACAUACUUGAAUUCUUGCUUCGUUAGGGGACGCUGUGCUGUUUUUAUAUUUUAUGUAUCGUACAGAAUAAUAGAGCGCAGGCUAAAGUGCAGUUGGGUCCCCAGCGAGUCUCUCAGCGCGGCGUCUCACAGCGCAGGGGGCAGCCGGAGCGCCGCAGACUCGGGCGGCUACAUGAGUAUAUUGGGAAUAAAAUACUCCUGCCAGCUGACGCUGGACCCCAACACAGCAUAUAGAUCCCUGUCUCUGUCAGAGGGGAACAGGAAGGCAGCACAGGGGAAUUGCCAUCCAUAUCCUGAUCAUCCAGAGAGAUUUGAAUACUGGCCCCAAGUUCUGUGCAGAGAGAAUCUAACUGGUCGCUGUUACUGGGAGGCUGAGUGGAGUGGAGAUGGAGCCCUGAUAGGAGUGACUUAUAAAGGAAUCAGGAGGAAAGGACGGAGUGCUGACUGUGGGCUUGGAGCCAAUGACAAGUCAUGGAGUCUGUUCUGCUAUCCUCACAGAUACUCUGUCUAUCACAAUAAUAAACAGACUGACAUACCCAUAGAGCCCUCAGGCUCCUGCAGAGUAGGAGUGUAUCUGGACUGGGCGGCUGGUACUCUGUCCUUCUACAGAGUCUCCUCUGAUGGACUGACCCUCCUGUACAGCUUCACCUCCUCAUUCACUGCACCCCUCUAUCCAGGGUUUUGG